Seminavis robusta is the source of this 1875-nucleotide messenger RNA. The record is from the annotation of a GenBank genome assembly. NCBI's taxonomy places the organism in Eukaryota, Bacillariophyta, Bacillariophyceae, Naviculales, Naviculaceae.
AUGAGAAUGCAUCAACUUUGUUUCCUUUGGCGCGCUGUGUAUCAUCCUUCUGCUUUUCCCAUCAUUGACGAAGGUAUUGGAGAGAAGCCUGCUUUCAAGAUCUCUCCAUUGUCCGAAGGCAAUGCCACCUACAGAUCAGAUGUCUGUGAUCGUUUCAAUCAGUUUAGUGAUGGAAAGAUUUCACUGAGGCAUGCCCUCUCCGGGUUGGCCUUGAGACCAAUCAUGGAACAUGGGGAUUUCUUUCAUUUCUCUCACGAUCAGGGCAUUGACCCAGUGGACCCGGGCUUCCUUGGCGAACUCAUGGAUAUUCUCGCUGCCAGGGCAAACUUUACUUGGCGAGACUCAUUUGCCAUCAUGUGGAUGCCUGACGAAGAUUGGACCGUGCUGUCUUGGACAGAUUAUCUUGUGUGGUCCGUCAAUCAUUUUGAUAUUUCCGUCACAUGGUGGGACCAUUCCAUUGAACGCAUGGAAAAGGGGGUGGCCUUUAGGUAUGAUGGAAGUUUGGUACUUAUCAACCAGCAUGACCCACCGAUACAAGAAAGCUCGAUUGUACUAUCCAACUGGCUGCUCCCAUUUGAUGCGUCUGUUUGGAUGCUCAUCAUUACAACUAUCAUUGCUUCUGCUUUGUUCAUGAAUGAUGAAAGCUUGUUUCUGUCCUCGUUCCGGUUCGCUUCACAAACAGUCUUGGCUGGUAGAAUCUUUGGCAUCAGCAUGACGCAUUUGGCACUGCCGACCUAUACUGCCAACCUAGCUUCACUGCUCCAAUCAGGGCUGGUAAUAGGCUUAAUUGGAAAGCAUGGAAUUGCCAACUGUGCCAAGUACUGCACAUGGGGUGGAUCCAACAGUGAUACAGUCAUCCAGAACAAGUACCAAAAGGCCAUCCGUCGUCCGAUGGAAACUGAGUUACUGAUGUAUCAAGCUUUGAGGCAAGGCCAAUGUGGACUUGCUGUGACCUCUAUGGACACCUGGCUGACAUACUUUAGCAACGAAGAUUACAACCCUGACUGUGAUCUUGAAUGGGUCGGAAGGCAACUCUUGACCAUCAAAUCAGGGUUUGCUGUCAAGGCUGAUUCAGGUGAUCUCUGCUCUAGCUUGAUUCGAGACGUUCUCAAUUUGCAUCUUGCAGAAAUUGUGGGAGAAGGGAUACUUGAGGAGCUGUGGAGGAAACAUAGAGCAAAGCUGCAGACAAUCGACUGUGAUGCACAAGAAUCUGGCGACAGGAAUUCGAGAGCACGUCGGGGUCUUCUUUCAUCAUCGUGGUUCUCAAACCAGGACAUACCACCCCAGCAACGUUCCCUAAAGGGUGGCGGAUCAACCACUAGCAUGCUGGGCACCUUUGUCAUGCAUUGGUCGGCUAUGGCCGUUGCGCUUCUUGUGAGUGUCCUCUCGGUGCAUUUUGAGAGGUGGCAAAAGAAGCGAUUGGAAGCCGCAAAUUGCGUUGUGGAACAAGUGAGGUUCAGAGGGCACGGCCCCAUCAUCGGCAUGCCCCCGCCACUUGUUUCUCUUCCUCUGUUUGUUGCAGUGGGUCCCGAAUGGCAAUACGUUGGUUCGAUUCGCAACAGUCUCUGGGAGGCUCAGACGCCAUUUAUUUCCCAGGAUGAGGAGGGCGUAAUCAAGCCAGGGAUCUCUGCCUUUCGACGUCUUUCAGUAAGAGAGGCAAGCCGCCGGUUCCCCGCGGGGCUCAAUGGUCAGGAGCAGGACAUGCAAUGGCGACAGGACGUGGACAGCAAACUAGAACGACUGCUGAAACAGGAGAGAAAGUUGGAAAGGCUGCUGAAUCUUGUAGAAGGCAUGUCCAAUCUAAGCGCCAAUGAUGCAAACGACAUACAGGGAGCGGGAGACAUAACCAAGGCUGACCUUGAUUUAUGUGCGUAG